AUGAGCUCCGCCCCCCGCGACCGCGACCGAGCGCGCGCCCUGCUGCCGCCGGGGCGGUUUGUGGAGGUGUUCAUGCGGGCGCCGCUGGAGGUGUGCGAGCAGCGCGACCCCAAGGGCCUCUACAAGAAGGCGCGCUCCGGCCAACUCAAGGGGUUCACCGGCAUCGAUGACCCCUACGAGGAGCCCACAGCCCCAGAGGUCAUCCUGGACGCCCGCGAUGCCUCGGGCGCGCCGCGGCCGCCGCAGGCGCUCGCUCUGGAGCUGUUGCAGUACUUGGGGGAUGUGGGCCUGCUGCAGGGCCCUGACGCGCCCAGCCAACCUGCUUAA
Messenger RNA from Monoraphidium neglectum, 327 nucleotides. RefSeq names its product adenylylsulfate kinase. The transcript is spliced from 3 exons. Gene Ontology annotation, biological process: sulfate assimilation. The coding region runs from base 1 to 327 and encodes 108 amino acids. The record is from RefSeq and is a predicted model, not a curated record. Gene Ontology annotation, molecular function: adenylylsulfate kinase activity. NCBI's taxonomy places the organism in Eukaryota, Viridiplantae, Chlorophyta, Chlorophyceae, Sphaeropleales, Selenastraceae.